Neogale vison (American mink) is the source of this 1524-nucleotide messenger RNA. It is a transcript of the gene A1BG, whose product is annotated as alpha-1-B glycoprotein. The transcript has 8 exons. The coding region runs from base 1 to 1506 and encodes 501 amino acids. The record is from RefSeq and is a predicted model, not a curated record. NCBI's taxonomy places the organism in Eukaryota, Metazoa, Chordata, Mammalia, Carnivora, Mustelidae.
AUGUCCACACUUGGGGCCUUCCUGAUGCUCUGGGGUUUCUCACUGGGCCCAGCGACUGAGGCGGCAGUAGUAUUUGAUCCCAGGCCAGACCUGUGGGCAGAGGCCGAAUCGCUGCUGAAGCCCUGGGCCGGCUUGACGCUGGUGUGCCAGGCCCGCCUGAAGACCCUGAAUUUUGAGCUGCUCAAAGAUGGAGUAACCCAGGAACUUGUGCACCUCGACUUACCCACCAUGGAGCACCGGUUCCCGCUAGGAGCAGUGACGAGUGACACCCAGGGCCUCUACCGCUGCCGUUCUGGCUUGAAGAGCGGAUGGACCCAGUUGAGCAACCUCCUGGAGGUGACCGGAGCAGAGUCCCUAUCCCCACCUUUGCUCUCACCUGAGCCGGUGUCCUGGAUCACACGGGGUCUGAAGACAAAACUGGUGUGCCGUGGGGGAUUUCGUGGUGUGACCUUCCUGCUGAGGCGGGAAGGCGAUGAUCAGUUUUUGGAAGUGGCUGAGGCCCCGAAAGACAUAGAGACCACCUUCACAGUCCUGCACCCAGGCAACUACAGCUGCAGCUACAAGACCCACGAAGCAGGCACACCCUCUGAGCCCAGUGCCACUGUGACAGUUGAGGAGCUGGAAGCACCAUUGCCACCCACGCUGAGUUUCCAGGGACAGUCUGCAGCUGUCCUGCACAGGGGAGCCGGCGUGACCCUCCUCUGCGUGGCUCCCCUGAGCGGCGUGGAAUUCCAGCUGCGGCAGAGUGAGAAGGAGCUGCUGGUACCCAGGGGCUCCACCAGCCCAGACCGCGUCUUCUUUCAAGUGAACCCAGUGGCUCUCGGGAAUGGAGGUCUCUACACCUGCCGCUAUAGGCUGCAUGGCGAGCAAAUCUGGUCCCUGGACAGUGCGCCCGUGGAGCUGCUGCUGAGCGACGAGACGCUCCCAGCGCCAGAGCUCUCGGCCGAGCCCGCGAUGCUGCACCCCGCGCCCGGCGCCCUAGUGCAGCUGCGGUGCCGGGCGCCCCGGGCUGGCCUGCGCUUCGCCCUGAUGCGCGAGGAUGCCGAGCGCCGAGUGUACCGUAUUCUGAGCCCCGCGGGGACAGAGGCCACCUUCGAGCUGCGGGACGUCUCGGUGGUGGACUCUGCCAACUACAGCUGUGUCUACGUGGACACGGCUUCACCCUUCGAGGGCUCAGCGCCCAGCGCGCACCUGGAGCUGCGUGUAGACGGAACACCUCCCAGACCACAGCUCCGGCCUCUGUGGAGUGGGGCAGUGGUUCCAGGCCGUGAUGCCAUCCUGCGCUGCGAGGGCCAGUUGCCUGAGGUCACCUUCGAGCUGCUUCGGGCAGGCGAAGAGGAGCCUAUAGCCAGACUCUGGUCCAGCCACCCUUCAGCAGACCUUGUAGUGACCUAUGUGGGGCCGAAGCACGCGGGCAACUACAGCUGCCGCUACCGCUGGUGGUCGCCCAAACCCUUUGUGUCUAAGCUCAGUGACCCAGUGGAGCUCCAGGUGGCAGGAAGUUGAUCCAGUUGCAGAGUCACG